Molecule: messenger RNA, 2700 nt
Organism: Tarenaya hassleriana
Lineage: Eukaryota; Viridiplantae; Streptophyta; Magnoliopsida; Brassicales; Cleomaceae
Product: glycine-rich RNA-binding protein RZ1C
Exons: 3
Coding region: 1768-2553 (261 amino acids)
Molecular function (GO): RNA binding; zinc ion binding
Source: RefSeq, a predicted model, not a curated record
GGAAUUUAUCGUCGGAAACGAGUAGAGAUGGCUUCGAAAGAAGGUAGCAGGAUAUUCGUCGGUGGGUUAUCUCCCGACGUGACUGAAAGAGAACUUGAGAGAGCUUUUAGCCGUUUCGGGGAGAUUCUCGAUAGCCAGAUGGAUGAUUUAGUGGUGAAUGGUGAUUUUGAUCAGACAACACGGGUAAAGUUGAGAGUGUGCUCUGUGUUAGAAAAACCUAUCUAAGACUACGAGUAUAUGGAACACAGAACUGUUUGAGCCUCUGAGCGAAGUGAUCUUCAGGGUAUUGGAAUUUGGUUUUCUCGGCGCCACAGACCCAUUACCGAUCACUUUUAGAUUCUUCUGUGAUGAUAAAGGUCAUUACCUACUCAGGAAGAUUCAGUUGUUUUCAGAGCUAACUACUUGCUGCAUGACAGAAGUAUCCAGCGAAAUUGGUCUGUGCUGACAGGUUUCUGAAGUGUACUGUACUAAUACUGGGUUAUGGUUGCCUUCUUCCAAAUUAUCUUUGUCUUUUGUAUUUUCUAAGUUGAUCUUCUGAUCAUUCGCCAUUUAGGGAAAAAAAGUGUGUUUUUUCACAUUGAUUACUAGAUGGGGCGAGACACAUGAUUGUAUGUGUGUAAGAUGCUCCAAUUAGGGAAAUGUUCUUCUUGCCCUUCAGGUAGAUGAAGCUGUGUUUUCACCUGAAGAAACUCUGCAUAUGUCCAAGUAUUACCUUUGUGUUCCUUGCUAAGGCCAGUUCCGCAUCUCAGCUGUAUAGCUUCAGUGGAUUACCCUUUUCCCCGAGACACAUCAAGCCUUAGCUCUAGCUGUUUAAGUACUUGAGCAUAGUAUAAACUUCAGUCAGAAAGAUUACACACAAUUGAUGCAGACCUCCUUCUCGAUCCUGACAUGUGUUCCGCAUCUCAGCUUUCUAGAUUCAGUGGAUUGCUUUCACCGCAUGUGGAGUCUAAUAGUUUUGUUGGUUGUCCUAACUUGUGUUUUUGUCAGUCCGUUCUCCUUCUCAAUCUUAACAUGUGUUCCUACUUAAAGAUUUUGAGCAAGUCGACCACCUACACCUUUGUGCCUGGACCAUUUCUCUGCAUGCACUAAUCUUCGGUGAGAGCCUUUGGGACCAAAAGUAGCUAUUUGUCUGGGAUGGUAACCUACUUACUGAUUUGGGUGACAUGUUAAAGAUUUGGUUAGCUCCAAUAGUUCUGAACAACUUGAGCUUGGAACUUAAGGAGUUUACCUUAUGUUGAAAAUGGAUGUUUAACCAGGGAAGAUUUUAGCUUUAAACUAUUGGACCAUUAACUUCCUUCAGCCUGUAGAACCUUCCCAUCGAUUUCGUAACUCUUUCCCUGGCUGUUAAGACUAGAGAAUUGAAUGUGAGAUCGAAUUUGCGCCUUUUGACGCUUAAGUGUGCUCUUGUGUUCUUCUAGUUGUCAUUUUGAGUUGGAAAACGUUUCUGUGGUGCAUGCUGCUUCUGCUGCAGAUCGGAGAUUUGCUUAGAAGAUGUUUCAGUUUCUGGUGAUCUCGGGUUUUUGUAUCAGUAUUUUAUGAUCACCAGGGGAGGUUGGUAUACUAUGCAAACGACAGGAACAUGUGGUGUUGCAGAAAAAAUAGAACAGCUGGGGUUUUUUUCUUGAUGUGACCUGACCAGUGCUAGAUAUGAUCUCUGGGAUUAUUGUGUGCCUUUACAAUUUUGACAGUGCCCUUCUGCUCAGUUUUUGCUACAAGUAUGCAUAAAGUAUGUAGGAAUCAGCUUUAAUGGUGUGUUGUGUAUAGAUCAUGCUGGAAAGGGAUACAGGCCGAUCACGUGGAUUUGGGUUUAUCACUUUUGCUGAUCGUCGGGCUAUGGAUGAUGCCAUUAGAGAGAUGCAUGGGAGGGACUUUGGUGAUCGAGUCAUUUCAGUGAACAAGGCUGAACCCAAGAUGGGCCGAGAUGAUGUGGAAAGCCAUGGCGGCUACAGGGGUGGCGGCAGCUACUUAUCAGCUGGAAAAGGAAACUAUGGCGGAGGUGGAGUAGGUGGCCGAGUAGCUGAUGAUGAAUGCUUCAAGUGUGGAAGGGUUGGCCAUUGGGCUCGUGACUGUCCCUCUGCUGCUUCUGGUGGCCGAGGUGGACCUGUUGGUGCAUUCUCGUCCCGUGGUAUGUUUGGAGGCUCUGCUAGCCGUGUGGACCGUUAUGGUGACCGUGUGGACCGCUAUAUGGAUCGGGAACGAUACAUUGAUGAUCGGUAUGACAGCUCCCGACUCGGUGUCAGAGACCGGUUUGACAGUAGGGAUGCCUACAUUGGCCGUGACCGUUACGCCAAUGACAGGUACGAGCCACCGGCAGAUCGCUUUGCGGGUGACAGAUAUGGCGGGAGGUCUGACCGUUACCCUGUAAACGGCUAUGAGAAAGCACGACCCUAUGACAGGGACGUCGGCCCGAGAGCAGGCAGCGACAGGUACGGAGCUGGAGUCAGGGGACCGAUGCGGGACGAGGGAAGAGGGUUCCGCAAUAGGGCCGGUCCUUAUGACCGCCCGAGCCGAGGUGGUGCGCCGCCAUCCUCGUCGUCGUUCGACCGUUACUAGGGCUGUAGUGUAACUCGGAUGGUUGUUAGGUUAAACUUGGUAGCGCAACUGCGAAUGCGGCCCGUCCUGUGGGGGUUGUAAAGAUUUUUUCUCCAUAGGCUUUAUUUUCAGAACCCUUUGGUUUAUUGGUGCCUCCCUUUGCUUUCC